AAUUUCCCUCUUUUCACUCGAUGAAAGAGGAACUAAAAGAUCCAGAAGCUUCUAGACCAUAGAGGCUCUAGGGCGCAUAGCCCGUUCCCGGAAAUCUCGAAGCGAAGGCCAUCUCAACAAGCAAGUGAGCCGACCCCCGCUUCCGUGCUCCGGCCAUGUCCCUCUCGUCGGCGCGCCAGCGGCGGCACACGGCGGCGUCGCCGCUAGCCGACGACGGGUACUCCAAGGAGGCCAAGGACAGGAGGCGGCGCCCCGACGGCGAGGAGGCGGAGGAGGGUAUCCGGUGGUUCCUCCCGUUCCUGGCCCUCGGCCUCCUCCGCCACAUGAGCGCCAACUCCAACCUGAUCCACGACUGCGACGAGGUGUUCAACUACUGGGAGCCCCUCCACUUCCUCCUCUACCGCUCCGGAUUCCAGACCUGGGAGUACAGUUCUGAUCAUGCUCUUAGGUCAUACUUGUACCUUUUCAUCCAUGGUAUUGUAGCUGGUCCUGCUUCAUCGAUCUUUGGUGGCGAACAUAAGGUUCGUGUGUUCUACUCCGUGAGAUUCUUUCUUGGACUUCUAUCGACUAUAACAGAAACUGUUCUGGUGGUUGUUCUUUCGAGAAGAUAUGGAAAGAGACUUGCUUGUUAUGUCCUUGCAAUGCUAUGCUUAACCAGUGGCUGCUUCUUUGCCAGUACCAGUUUCUUGCCAAGUUCAUUUUCCAUGUAUGCUGUAACACUUUCUUCAGCACUAUUCCUUCUAGAGAAGUAUUCUAGUGCAGUCUCUGUUGCAGCUGCUGGUGUAAUUCUUGGCUGGCCUUUCUCGAUUUUGGUGUUUCUCCCUAUCACUGUUUACUCAUUAAUGAGGGGACCUUUUAAAAGAGUGUUUUUGUCCGGAUUUCUGACUUCACUGUCCCUUCUUGUCCUUUCAUUCGUUGCUGAUUACUACUGCUACGGUAGAUGGACAUCAUCCGUGUUCAAUCUUCUAAAAUAUAAUGUGCUUGGUGGUGGUGAAAGUCAUUUGUAUGGAACAGAAGGGGCUACAUUCUACUUGAGAAAUGGAUUCAAUAACUUCAAUUUUGCAUUUGUUUUGGCUUUGCUAUUCGUGGGGGUUGCACUAUCUGCAAGGAAGAAAUUUGCUCCAGAUCUGUUGAUAGUUGUUUCUCCUAUCUAUAUUUGGUUGGCUUUCAUGUCUUUGCAGGCACAUAAAGAAGAAAGGUUUCUCUAUCCAAUUUAUCCAUUGAUAUGUGUUGCAGCAGCCUCUGUGAUUGACAGCUUUCCUGAUUUUUUCCAUGAUAAAUAUGCAUCUGAGCAGUCAAUUCUUUUUAAGGUAGCGAAGGGCCUACGGCCUUUGAUCUUAGGCUUUAUUUUGUGCACCUCCCACAGCCGUACAUUCUCUAUGUUGAAUGGAUAUGGCGCUCCUCUGCAGAUCUAUGAGCAUCUUGAAUACCAUGAAGAUACUGGACCGGGGUCAAUUCUGUGUGUUGGAAGUGAGUGGCACCGCUAUCCUUCAUCAUUCUUCGUACCCUCCUAUAUCAGUGAAGUCCGUUGGAUAGAUGAUGGUUUCCGAGGCCUUCUUCCAUUCCCCUUCAAUGAAACCCUGGGAGGCACCACAGCUGCUCCAUCUUAUUUCAACGACAAGAACAAGGCCUCCGACAAACAAUAUUUGAAAGACAUUGGAGCAUGCAACUUGCUGAUGGAGCUUGAUCUGAGGCGACCUUAUCCUUCUCGUGGGAAUGACUUGUCAACGUGGGAGACAUUGGCAGCGCUACCGUUUCUAGACAGAGAGCUAUCGCCGGCGCUAUACCGGUCGUUCUUCAUACCAUACCAAUGGCAGCACAAGAAUGUCUUCGGCCUGUACAAGUUGCUAAGGAGGCUGCCAACUGCUGACCAAGAGCAACUGAAAUCCGAUUAAUCAGGAGUGCACGUGGCUUUUUCUGUUGCUAGGUUGUCCGGGAUGGAACUGAUUAGCGAAUUUUGUUUCCUAGACUUUCUUCGUGAUAGAUGAGAAUGUGUUCUCCCAAUUAAAUGCUGGCUAUGUAAUGUGUAGGCUGUAGUGUUUUGACUGGUACUUUCUAGCAACGGGGUUGCCUAACUGAAUUCUUUCCCUGGUCCUCGUGACACUGAUGCUAUGAGAUUGUUUGCUACUACUACUACUACACCUUAAGCUAGCCACUGAUGGUUUAUGCA
Messenger RNA from Lolium perenne, 2170 nucleotides. RefSeq names its product alpha-1,2-mannosyltransferase ALG9. Gene Ontology annotation, biological process: protein N-linked glycosylation. Gene Ontology annotation, cellular component: endoplasmic reticulum membrane. Gene Ontology annotation, molecular function: alpha-1,2-mannosyltransferase activity. The record is from RefSeq and is a predicted model, not a curated record. Lineage: Eukaryota; Viridiplantae; Streptophyta; Magnoliopsida; Poales; Poaceae.